AUCGGCUCGGAGCUCGGAUGAACCAACAGCUGAUGACGACACGACUUACCGAAUAGGAGAAGCGUUCGAAGAACUCCCACAAUGGUUCUUGGAUAAGUCGACCCGACCAUCACAAAAGAAGACUCAUGUAUUAAUAUAAUUCCUGACGACAAUGGUGGAUUUACAAGCACUCGUUUGGAGGAGCUGGGAAGCAGCUUUAAGGGAAGCUCGGGAUGCCGUGGUGUUUUUGGAUGACAAUGCCGCCGCGACCCUGCGAUGGAAUGGGGGUCUGUCCCGCGUUCAUAAAGCCGGAGCGACCAAAGUCAAAGAAUUCUCCGCCUUCGAGUCGGGAGCGGCCUCUGAUUUCAAGGCUUUGUUCAUAGUCACCGAGGAUCUGCUAUCUCCAUAUGUACAGUCAACUCUGAAUUCCGUGCUUCAAGCUUCGUGCUUCGAGUCAUGCACGGUGGUGAGCGCAAUGCCGAUCCGAGCCACUCCCGAAAAGACAUCCCAGCAAGAAAUCCAGAGUUUACAGCGGGAACUUCGGGAGUGGAUGGGGAGCCAAGAGGACACCGUCAGCAAGGUCGUGUACAUUCCGUUGGUAAUAUCUUGUGUAUUACCACGGGUCGCUGUGUUGACACCCUUCGCGGAGGUUUUCCCUCCGUUGGUGGCUGAAGAUUCCCCAGGCCAACUUCCUCCCGAUCAACGCCUGAUGCUGGAGCAAAUCGUGGCAACCCUUAGCGCUCUGCUCGAUCAAUUCUCCUUGAAGGAUCAGUUAUUCUCUUUGGGAAAAUUCUCCUACACUGUCGCCGACGAUCUGGAGCAGCUGCCGGUCACCAGCAAAAGACGGAGUACUCUCCCGCCAGACGCGAAAAAGGCUUCGGUCAUAUUUGUGGAUCGGUCACUUGAUGUCGUGCUCCCACUAUCCUUUCAAAAAGAAUCAAUCCUGGAUACCAUUCGGGGCGUUCUCCCGAGUUUCGACUCGAUCGACGUCUCGAUCGACAUGUCACCAGUCUGUCACGCGACCUGUGAAAGGGUCCGCACAGGCUUCACUGUGGCCAGAGGAACCCUGAGUUGUUUGCGUCAAGCAGGCAGAGAGGAUCUCCACAAGAUGAGGUGGAAAAUGGUAUGAGCAUCAGGGAGACGAGGAUUACCGUUGCAGCUCCCCUCGCAUCUUAAAGAUGAAUUCUGCUGGCUGGCCGACAGGUGUAACCUCGCCGACGAUCUGGAACAUGACGAAGAUCCUCUGAAGUUCGUCAGGAAGAACUUGAAGGUCUUCCGGAACACUGGAGCUCUGGGAGAUAGCGUCCAUAAACUGGUUGAAUUGGUGGGAAUUGCGGAAUUGCUUUCAUCGCCGAAACUCGAACAUCGUAGCGAAAAACUCGCCAUCGAGAAGAUCUUCAUGCAGAACGCCACCGGUAAUCUUCAUUGUGGUGCCCUGGAUGCAGGCGACGCGAUUUUGCAGUUGACGCAAGUCCGGGAAAAAGCGAGAUUAUCUUUCACCGAUCUCGUGGGAUUCAUUUUGUAUCUGCACUCUCUGAGCGGAGAAGAGCUCUACAUAGAUCAGCGCUCGCGAGCUUCAUUACGAACGGAGCUCUUGAAUGCACUCACCGAGGAAACUAUCGGCGAUCCUACAACUUGGUCGCGGCUCGCGAAAAUUUUAGUUCCUUCCCUCAAGGGGACCGAGACCGAGCUCCAGAAUGCCAUUCAGAGAGUCGAGCAGGCAGCUUUGAGGAUCUCGAAACAACGAACCAAUUUGAAACACUACCGGAAUGUUUUGCGGAAAGGAGACUUGGCUUCCCCCGCAACCUACAAGCCCUUAUUGCUAGAGCUCUUCGACGACAUGAAGAUGGGAAUCGAAAGCAGCGAUCUCGAAGGGCACUCGAAUCGCUUGGACGGUAUCGGCAUGUUGAAGGGUGGCUUGGGAUUCCUCAUGAAUGUGAAGAGUUCGCGGCCAAACCCUGUGAAAGAAUCGGACAUUGUGAUUCUGGUGCCUCUGGGCGGGAUAACUCUAGAAGAGAUCAAAUUGAUUGAAGAAGUCUUGGCUGAGAGUGACGUACAGUUGUUGGUAAUAACGACAUCAUUGCUCACCCCGGAGGAGGCGGCCUGCAAAAUUAUUUCUGCGGUCGUCGGCUGACUCUUGUAGCCGUCAGCCGUCUCUCACGUGACCCUGUUCCCCGAAAUGUGAGACCUGACGGAAAUCGAGUACCUUGUAAGAAAAAACGGCUGUUGAGGCCAGAAGCUUUGACCAUAUUCUCCUCAUCAGGUCGCUUCGAGCAUAUUAUGACGGCAGAAAUUCCGUGCCCAUAAGGGAAUCGCGUUGCUGUCGGUCGAGAUUCUGUUAUUGUAUCUCCUGCAUGUGUUCUCGAGAAAGCUCGCGAAGUCUCACCCCAAGAACAAGAA
Galendromus occidentalis (western predatory mite) is the source of this 2379-nucleotide messenger RNA. Its product is annotated as sec1 family domain-containing protein 2. The record is from RefSeq and is a predicted model, not a curated record. Lineage: Eukaryota; Metazoa; Arthropoda; Arachnida; Mesostigmata; Phytoseiidae. The transcript is spliced from 12 exons. Gene Ontology annotation, biological process: vesicle-mediated transport.